Cladocopium goreaui is the source of this 2154-nucleotide messenger RNA. The record is from the annotation of a GenBank genome assembly. NCBI's taxonomy places the organism in Eukaryota, Dinophyceae, Suessiales, Symbiodiniaceae.
AUGCCUCAUCCAAACUCGCGUUAUGCUCGCGUGGUGGUGUGGGCGGUGGUCGCCAUUUGGUUGGAAACCUACUGCUGGUUAGUGGCCAACACCUACUGGCUAUGCCUUGCAAUGCCAGGUGACACCGGGCGUUUGUUUGGAAGAUGGUGGAAGAUGGCGGCAGGCCAUGGUGACAAGCUCUUCCGCGAUCUGGUGAGGAGUUUUGGUUUUAAUCUUGACGCCUGGACUGCGGUGCUACUUCUACGCCGUGUGCGUGCAGUGGAAAGUUCUUUUGGUGAAUCGGUAGGCGCCUGGAAACUCCAGUGGCUCCUCUUCGUGGGGACCUUGACCUCCACCGUGGCCGCCUUUCUUCUGACCUGGAUCAACGUGGCUAAGGGCACCAACUUUCCUGGGCAGCUGCAAAGGCCGCUGGUCACGGACAUUUUCUAUUUCAUCUCCUCGGCCAUUUGGUUUCUUUGCGGUUUCACCUUUUCUUACGCCUUCACGACGCCCUGUGUUUUGUUAAAACAAGAGGCCAAAUCCUUGGAGAGUGCCCCGCUGGCGGAAGCCCUUUGGGCAGCUCGGCGCCUCAAGGUGGAACGCGCUGCAUCGAUGACCACCUCCUUUUUGACCUCGCUGAAUUUCAUGGGCCGCGCGGUCUGCGGCAUUUGGUCCAAGCAGAUGCCGGUCCCUGUGUGGUUCUUCUUGGAUGUCUUGAUGUGGGACUUCGAUGAUUUGGCCAACGCCAUCAGCCUGGCUGUUUUGUCAGGUCUGCUGUAUCAGGAUCGACCGCCCGAGCUUCAGAAGCCGGCAACUUUGGCAGAGAAUGACUGUGACCUGAAGGACAACUGCCGGAGUUGCGACUGCUGUGGCGGCAAUGAGGCGGAGUGGCAGGAAAAGGUACACGAAUUGGCCUCGCGAUCUGUUGGCGUGUUGGAGUUGGUGAAUUUUGUUCAGAAGUUGAAGGAACCCAGUCUCAUGCCUUCCUUUGUUCCUGAGAUGUCGACAACCAACGAUGUGGUCCGUCAAGCCAUCAUUCCCUUGUCGCGCAGAGGGGACACAGGCAAGGGCCGCAAUGGAUGUCCAGGGAAUGAUUUGCACUGGCCAGUCUUUGGAGUGGAGGACGCAUGGUGGCUGUGGGACGUCCAGCCUGAGACCCGGAUCUAUGAUAACACCUUCAGUCACCUGGUCGCCUCUAUAGUGGCGGAUGCCAUGAGUGUGGCCACCUACAGCGGCAUUGCGGCGCAGCUCUGUAGUGAGCGGCUGCCGGAGGUCGUAGAGGACUUGGAGCAGUUGCAUCGGAGGAGUCAAUAUUGGAUUUGUGCGUUUUGUAUUAAUCAGCACUCCUGCAUUUGUAGCGGCUUUGGCGCCGAGCCCAUCUUUGGGACUCCUCAGUUUGAUGAGUGGGAUACAAAGCGACGGGACACUGUCACAGGUGACGUCUAUCCACUUUGCAGGUGCUCACAUCCCAAGUAUUUCAACUCUUCGCCCAACGAAUGCGAAAUGAACAAGUUCGAUGACAUGAUCCAUUUGCUUCAUUGUGAAAUUCCAGAUUUCAUUUUGGUGGCAUCAGUCGACUACUACUUCCAGAUCUUCAUGAGGGCGUGGUGCGUGGCGGAGUUGGUGGAAGCAGAAACCUGUGGCAUCUCCUCGGUGAUGAAGAUCCAUUCCGAGGAGCUGCUGGAUCACUACUACAACGAGCUUUCGCGUUUGGAUGUCCGAGCAUGUAAAGCCAGCCGAGCGGAGGAUAAAGCCAUGAUCCUCUACCGCAUUCGAAAUGUGGAUGCGUUCAACGCUCGUCUGCAGUGGCUCAUCUUUGGUAGCCAGGGCCUCUUUAAGAGCUGGGCAGAUGCGCAUCAACGUGCCAAGAUGGUGGGUCGGAUAGCGCGUCGCGUGCAGAAAAGACAAGCUGGCAACACAGGAGAGUACAUCGUUCCGGUGAAGUCGAGAUAUUCCGGCGGCAGCCAAGGCGUUUCCAAAAUCGACGAGGUGCUUUGCAGAUUGCGACGGGGGAGUUCCAACGUACAUACGGACGGAAAGAAGUCGAGAUCUUCCUCUUCGCAAUGGUUACCUUCCUCCAGUGAGUCAUCUUGCGACAGUAGCAGCGCAAGCUUGUGACCAGUGGAGCCGCAGGCAGGCAAUGGAUUUCCUGAGAAGCUGCCUGGUGGUUAGAUG